AUGGCCUCUGGGGAUUUGAUGAUGGGUAUGAUCUUCUUAACCCUGACUGUGGUUGGAAUCCUGGGGAAUUUCUGUCUCCUUUCCUCCUACCUCUGCCUUGACUUCUCUGGAUGUAGGUUGAGAUGCACAGAUUUGAUUAUUAAGCACCUGAUUGUAGGCAACUGCCUAUUCCUGCUCCUUAGGGGAGUCCCACAGACCAUGGUAGUUCUUGGGUUUAGACAUUUCAUCAGUGAUCUUGGAUGCAAACUUGUUUUCUAUGUUCACAGGGUGGGCAGGGGUAUGUCCUUCAGCAGCAUGUGCCUCUUGAGUGUCUUCCAGGCCAUCACCAUCAGCCCCAGGGACUCCAGGUGGGCAGAGCUCAAAGUGAAAGCUCCCAGGUACACUAGCACCUGUGUAUUUCUGUGCUGGAUCCUCCACCUGCUGGUCAAUAUCAUUGUUCCAAUGCAUGUGACUGCAAAUAGGGGUAACAAUAAUAUGACAAACAGAAAAGAAUUUGGGUAUUGUUUUACUGGUGAUUAUGAAAAAAGUGUACAUGCAGUAAAUUCAGCCUUGCUGUCCCUCCCUGAUGUUCUGUGUUUGGGGAUCAUGCCCUGGGCCAGUGGCUGCAUGGUUAUCAUUCUAUACAGGCACAAGCAACAGUUCCAACACCUCCAUGGCAACAGUCCCUCCAACAGAUCCUCCCCUGAGUCCAGAGCAACCACAACCAUCCUUCUUCUGGUGAGCACUUUUGUGUCUCUCUAUGCUCUCUCCUUCAGCAUGCAUGUUUAUUUGGGUACUUCUCAGAAUCCGAGUCAAUUUUUGGUGCACCUCUCUGCCUUAACCAAUCUGUGUUUCUCUGCUGUCAGCCCAUUUAUUCUCAUGAGCAGAGAUGCCAAUGUCUCCUCGCUCUGCUUUGUCUGGAUAAGGAGCAGAACUUUCCCCAGGGCCCUCAGAAACAUGUGA
Molecule: messenger RNA, 942 nt
Organism: Sciurus carolinensis (gray squirrel)
Lineage: Eukaryota; Metazoa; Chordata; Mammalia; Rodentia; Sciuridae
Product: vomeronasal type-1 receptor 4-like
Exons: 1
Coding region: 1-942 (313 amino acids)
Biological process (GO): G protein-coupled receptor signaling pathway
Cellular component (GO): membrane
Molecular function (GO): pheromone receptor activity
Source: RefSeq, a predicted model, not a curated record